Molecule: messenger RNA, 2260 nt
Organism: Corylus avellana
Lineage: Eukaryota; Viridiplantae; Streptophyta; Magnoliopsida; Fagales; Betulaceae
Source: RefSeq, a predicted model, not a curated record
CUCUCUCCCUCUCUCUCUCUGCCUCUCUCCAUCUCUCUAUCUGGAAAUGGGUUACUCCAGCACCCUUCUUUGUCUCUCUACCUUCAUUAUCUCUCUCUCUCUCCUCGCUCUUUCAUCCUUCACCACCGCUGAUGACGCCGCGGUCAUGUCCGAGCUCCUCACCGCCGUCAGCCCAACUCCAAGCGGCUGGUCCGCCAGCACAAGCUACUGUGAGUGGGAAAACGUGACUUGCGACGGCAACAGUCGUGUCACCAUCAUCAACUUGGUUUCCAAGAAUCUGUCGGGGAUUCUUCCCUCCAAUCUCGGCUCUCUCACCCAGCUCACCUCUCUCUCUCUCCAAGGGAACUCCUUCUAUGGGCCCCUACCCUCCCUUGCCAACCUCUCCUCGCUCCAACAACUCUACCUUGACAACAACAAUUUCUCCUCCAUCCCCGACGGCUUCUUCCAAGGACUCACCAGCCUCCAGACCUUGAUCUUGAGUCAAAACUCGAAUCUUGCACCCUGGACUAUCCCCACCGAGUUGACUCAGGCCACUAGCCUGGCCACCCUCUACGCCAGCAAUGCGAAUGUGGUUGGGUCCUUACCAGAUAUCUUCGACUCCUUCCUGAGCCUGAAGGAUCUCCAGCUUUCGUUCAACAAUUUCGCUGGCCCUUUGCCUAAAUCUUUUGGAGGAUCUGGAAUUCAGAUCCUCUGGCUCGACAACCAGAAAAAUGGCUUGUCGGGUACCAUCGACGUGUUGUCUUCUAUGACCCAGUUGAAACAGGUGUAUCUAAAUGACAAUAAUUUGACCGGUUCCAUACCGGAUAGCUUGGCCACCUUGCCGGACCUGCAGCUUCUUGACGUUUCGAACAAUAACCUUACUGGGUCGAUACCGAAAUUCACAUCGACGGUCACGUUCAAUGCUGCCGGCAAUCCGUUGCUUGGGAGGACUACUCCGAGCUCUGGAAAUGGAGGAGGAACAGCGUCGGGUGAAACUUCCGUCUCCCCCGGUAUGAUUGCUGCUAUAGUUACUUUAUCUGCUGCAAUUGGAGUUGUGAUAGUUGUAAUAUGCUGCUUCAGGAGAAAGUUCUUGUCCAAUAAAAUUAUUUUUUUUUGGAAGAAGAAAAGUCCAACCCAUCAAACUGUCCAAACCUUUUUAAGGAAUCAUAGACCUCUUGCUUUUAGAAGAUAUAGUUAUUCAGAUAUCAAGAAAAUAACCAACUUUUUUAGGGAUAAAUUAGGUGAAGGAGGUUAUGGUGGUGUCUACAAGGGAAAGUUACAAGAUGGAUGUCUUGUGGCUGUAAAGAUUCUCAAAGAAUCGAGAGGUACUGAUGGAGAAGAAUUCAUUAACGAGGUUGAAAGCAUUAGUAAGACCUCUCAUAUCAACAUUGUCUCUCUUAUGGGCUUUUGCUUUGAAGGUUCUAAAAGAGCUCUAAUGUACGAGUUUAUGCCUAACGGAUCUCUAGAGAAGUUCAUACAUAAAGAAAAUCCAUCAAUGGUUGACCGUGGAUUGGAAUGGAUGGCAUUAUAUGAGAUUGCACUAGGCAUUGCUCGAGGAUUAGAAUAUUUACAUAGGGGUUGCAACACACGAAUCGUGCAUUUUGAUAUAAAGCCUCACAACAUUCUUUUGGAUGAGAACUUUUGCCCAAAGAUUUCUGAUUUUGGCCUUGCAAAAAUAUGCCCUCGAGAAAAGAGUAGCAUAUCAAUGUCGGGUACUAGAGGAUCUGCAGGAUAUAUAGCUCCGGAAGUAUAUUACAAAAAUUUUGGAGGGGUCUCUCACAAGUCAGAUGUUUAUAGUUACGGAAUGAUGGUUUUUGAAAUGGUUAGGGGAAAAAGGAAUACAGAUAUCGAGAAUACUGAUUGUACCAGUGAAAUAUUUUUUCCGCACUUGAUUUACAAGUGUCUUGAGCAAGAUGAGGAUCUAGGACUGGAGGGCCUUAUAAAUGAAAAUGAUCAAGAAUGUGCAAAAAAAAUGAUAAUAGUGAGUUUGUGGUGCAUACAAACUGACCCUUCAAGCCGACCACCAAUUAGUAAAGUUAUAAAUAUGUUGGAAGGGAGUCUCGAAUCCUUACAAGUACCACCCAAGCCUUAAUUUCCUGUCUUUGCCAUCAAGAUUGUCAAAAGAUUCUUCAACAACAAUGAGUUCACUGCAGUAUGAUUCCAUAAUGCCCUAAAAUGCAUCUUUUCUUUAAAUGGAAAUUCUAGUGUUUGAGUAGUAAGUAGCAUUGUAUUAAUUAUUAGCUUGUGGAUGUGUAUUACACUUACUUAACUAUUAUCUCGA